This is a messenger RNA of Kazachstania africana CBS 2517, 1992 nucleotides long. RefSeq names its product carnitine O-acetyltransferase CAT2 (gene CAT2). Gene Ontology annotation, molecular function: carnitine O-acetyltransferase activity. Bases 1 to 1992 code for a protein of 663 amino acids. The record is from RefSeq and is a predicted model, not a curated record. NCBI's taxonomy places the organism in Eukaryota, Fungi, Ascomycota, Saccharomycetes, Saccharomycetales, Saccharomycetaceae. Gene Ontology annotation, cellular component: mitochondrion; peroxisome. Gene Ontology annotation, biological process: carnitine metabolic process. The transcript has a single exon.
AUGCAAAUUGCAAAGAAGCAUUACAGAUUCCCUAAACCAACACCAUUAUCGCUUUACAAAAGAUCCCUCAUGACCUAUUCAAAAGAUGAAAAUCAAUCACAAUUACUACAAAAAUUCCCAUUCGAAACUAAUAAUAAUGAAUUUUAUUGGGCAAAACAAUCAAAUGCAGUCCAUCAAUCAAAUAGAUUGAAUUUCAGAGGUAAUACUUAUCAAAACCAAGCUCAACUGCCUUCCUUGCCAAUACCAGAUUUGAAAGUCACUUUAAAUAAAUAUCUAAAAACUAUUGAACCAUUUAUUAAUUCUAGUGAAGAAUUAGAGCAACAAAAAUUAUUAAUUCAAAAUUUUUUGCAAGGAAUGGGUCCAAUUUUGCAAAAUCGUCUCAUUCAAUUUUCCAACGAUAAGAGAAAUUGGUUAUCAACAUUUUGGGAUGAACAAGCUUACCUACAAUAUAAUGAUCCUGUUGUACCUUACGUAUCGUAUUUCUUCAGUCAUAAACCUCUUCCAAUGACGCAUGCAGAAAUUGAAAAAGACCCAUUGGUUAAAGCGACAGCAAUUAUAAUGACAGUAGUGAAAUUUAUCGAGGCACUUAAGGAUGAAAUUUUACCUCCAGAACUAAUUAGAAAAGUACCUUUUUGUAUGAACAGUUUUCAAUUAAUGUUUAAUAAUUCACGUAAACCUGGUCAAUCUAAGGAUUCAAACGUAUUUUAUUCAAUAUAUGAGAAUAAUUUCAUGAUCAUCUCAUUUAAGGGAAAUUUCUUUAGAGUGAGUACGCAUGAUACAGAUGGUAAGCCAUUAUCUGCAAACAAUAUAUGGCAACAACUUUAUUCUAUUGUCACCUUGAAUGUCACACAACAAGACCAUAUUGGCUGCUUGACAUCGUUACCAAGAGACGAAUGGCGGAAGUCAUAUGCGCAACUAAUCAAUGAUCCAAUUUCAAAAAAAUCUCUUGAGACCAUUUAUAAAUCGUCAUUCAUAUUAUGUCUAGAUUUAGAUGAAACACCAAUAACGCUUGAAUCGCAAGCAAGAAACUCGUGGCAUGGUAAUGGAUUCAAUAGGUUCUACGAUAAGCCGCUACAAUUUAUUGUAUGUGGUAAUGGUCAUUCUGGUUUCUUAGCAGAACAUUCGAAAAUGGACGGUACUCCAAAUUUGUUUUUAAACAACUAUAUUAUGCAACAAUUAAGCAAGUUGAGUCCAAGGGAAUUUCUUAAUCAAAUUGUUAUGACCCCAAAUGAAAUUUACAGGCCAGAAUUGCUGCCUUUUGCGAUAAAUACAUCCCUACAGAGAGAUAUAAAGCUAGCAAAAACAAAAUUCAAACAAGUUAUGGGUCAGCAUGAUUUAAAGGUUUGGCAAUACAAGAGAUAUGGUAAAAACUUUAUGAAGAAACAUAAGAUAUCACCAGAUGCGUAUAUUCAACAAAUUAUUCAAUUGGCUAUUUACAAAUAUCUGGGUAGGCAGCUACCUACGUAUGAGGCUGCGUCUACUAGAAUGUUUUUCAAAGGUAGAACGGAGACUGGAAGGGUAGUAACUACGGCUUCUUCCCAGUUCGUAAGAACUUGGGAAGAUCCUAACGUGGCACUAUCUGAGAAAAUAAAUUUGUUUAAACAAGCAACUGCAGAUCACUCAGCUUACUUAAAGGAAGCAGCAAGUGGGAACGGUGUGGAUAGGCAUUUUUUUGGCUUAAAAAAUAUGUUACAAGACGGAGAAAAUGUUCCCUUAUUUGAUGAUCUAAUUUUCAAUUACUCUUCAACUUGGCUCGUUUCCACUUCACAAUUAUCUAGCGAAUUCUUGAAUGGAUAUGGAUGGUCGCAAGUUAAUGACAUUGGGGUGGGUCUGGCAUAUAUGAUCAAUAAUGACUGGCUUCAUAUUAAUAUCGUUUGCAAGCCAGAAUUUUCAUUAUUUGACGUGAAUGAGCUCCACUAUAUAUUAACUGAGGCAGCAGACGAACUUGGCGAAGCCUUGGAAACGGUCCAUCUGGAGACUGCUAAGCUAUAA